CAGGCAAGCAAGCUCUCACAGUGGAGACCUCACGCUCGAGCCGCUGCGUUUCACCAACGGGCCACGCCGACGUGCAUGGCCCCCGGCCUCCUUUAUCGUACGAUGAAUCCUGCGCAGCCUGGGUCACCGUUUCAAGACGCCAAACUGCAGCUUCACCAAAUGGAGGAGGGCGCGGAGAGCGACGAGCUCCAGCCGAAAGACAUGACCACGGAUAAAGGAUACAAGCUGCAGCGGAGCAGCCUGCCCUUCAGCGUCGAGUCGCUGAUUUCUAAGAAGAGCACCUGUCGGACUUCUUACCCGGCUUUCGACUCGGCGGCGCCGCCGCCGCCGACGACGCCCGGGGCCGGUCAGGGCGCGCAGUUCUCUCCGAGGACUUUUUACGCGGAGAGGAAGCUUUCCGGGGAGAGCUCGCAGGGAGUUGCCAAGAGCUCCGGGGAGGACUGCGCGCAGUUUUGCGAGAAAGAGCAGAGCACUUGGUUCCAGACGUCCUCCUUCUCGACACCUCCCCGGAGCUCUAGUCCGACUCAGUGUACCCUAAGGAAACACAAAAACAACAGGAAACCUCGCACCCCGUUCACUACCUCCCAGCUGCUGGCGCUGGAGCGCAAGUUCCGCCAGAAGCAGUACCUCUCCAUCGCCGAGAGAGCCGAGUUCUCCAACUCUCUCAACCUGACGGAGACUCAAGUCAAAAUCUGGUUCCAGAACCGCCGAGCCAAAGCCAAGAGACUGCAGGAGGCCGAGCUGGAGAAGUUCAAGUUGGCCUCCAAGCCCGUCCUGCCCGCGUUCGCGCUGCCUUUCCCCCUCGGAGCGCACAUGAGCUCUCCGUCGUGGGGCCCCUCCAACGUCUUUCCGAGGCCCAGUCUGCCGGUCCCGGGACUGUUCAGCGGACCUGUCACCUAUGGGAUGUACUAUUUGUCUUAGGAUCUCCGGAAAGACCUGGCGAGGAGAUGAAGAAAAAAGAAAACAUUUGUAUUAUUAUAAAAGAAAAAAACUUAAAGUUGGGAAUUUGUUUUUCAAACAUGCGCGCAUUUCUAGAACUAAAAUGAAAUAAAUUUACGUCCACUUCAGUUUUAAAUCCCCAGAAAAAAGAAUAAAUUAAAAUCUUUGAAAUGCCUUAAUUUCAGGUGAUCCACUGUGGUUCCGCAAUAAUAUAAAGGUGGACGCUUAAAUUAGUAAGAGAGGGAGAUGAAACAGCAAAGUACUUAUUGUUCGGUGUCUGUGCCUUAUGAAAGCGUCUUUAUUGUCACUUGAAGUAUUUUCACCCAGAAUUACCUGAGUGGUUCUGCUUCUGAAAGGAUUGAUAUUUUUGAACAGCAGCUCCUGUCAACUUUUAUAUUUUGUAAUUAAAAAUUAUAAUUAAAAAAAAACAUAAAAAGGGACCAAAUGAUAUUUUAGCAAAUGGUAUUAGUUUCUUAAACCUUCACAGUGUGGCCUUAAUGGGUACUAUAGUUUUUUUUUCUUCUACUUUGCUGUAAUUGUAAAUAAAACGUGUGGCGUUCAAGAAAAAAAAAAGAAGAAACAUUGCAGCGUCGUUGGAAGCGCAGGGAAAGUGGUAUUUAUUGAAUGUCUUUGUAUCUGUACUGUGUACAUUUCUUUGUAAAGAAAACUAACUUUAGUAAAUAAACAUUUAAAGACUUGAAAGUUAA
This is a messenger RNA of Poeciliopsis prolifica (blackstripe livebearer), 1646 nucleotides long. RefSeq names its product homeobox protein MSH-C-like. Gene Ontology annotation, molecular function: DNA-binding transcription factor activity, RNA polymerase II-specific; RNA polymerase II transcription regulatory region sequence-specific DNA binding. Gene Ontology annotation, cellular component: nucleus. Lineage: Eukaryota; Metazoa; Chordata; Actinopteri; Cyprinodontiformes; Poeciliidae. The coding region runs from base 76 to 921 and encodes 281 amino acids. The transcript has 2 exons. The record is from RefSeq and is a predicted model, not a curated record. Gene Ontology annotation, biological process: embryonic morphogenesis; regulation of transcription by RNA polymerase II.